AGCGCGUCCGCCUUGGUCUUUCUUCUCUUCAUCAGGCCCUCUGGCCAUGCCCGCUCCUUAUGCGUUUGUAUCCUUAUUGACCUCCGACACCUACCUACCUGGCGCGUUAGCUCUCGCCGCGGCCCUCAAAGAGGUGCAUCAAUCCUCGGCCGAUGAACAGAACAUCCAAUUCGAAACAGUCUGCCUCGUCACGCCAGAGACGGUCGACGUCGCUUCCAUAAAACUGCUCAGAAGAGCUUUCGAUGUCGUCGUCGGCGUGGAGAUCAUCGAACAGAACGACGAUAAGGGCCUUCGGCUUCUUGGACGCCCGGAUCUCAACCACGUCUGCACCAAGCUCCAUGCCUUCCGCCUGACCGAGUACUCCAAGAUUAUCUUCCUAGAUGCCGAUGUUCUCCCCAUUCGGCCGCUCUCUCACCUCUUCACGUUACCCCACGAGUUCGCGGCGGUUCCUGACGUGGGGUGGCCCGACAUCUUCAAUUCCGGGGUGUUCGUCGCCACACCUGGCGUACACCACUUUCAGGAUCUCAUGGAGCUGCUCAAGACCCGUGGCAGUUGGGAUGGCGGAGAUCAAGGCCUGCUGAACGAAUGGCGCGGCGAAAACUGGCACAGGCUCAGCUUUACCUACAAUACGACCCCCACAGCCGCGUACACAUAUGCUCCGGCGUACGAGCGUUUUGGGGCUAAAAUUUCGGCCGUCCACUUCAUCGGCCCCAACAAACCGUGGAACGCUAUUCCGUGGCGCGGUCCGACCUCCGAGAGUUUUCAAAGCCAGAUUUUGGAACAUCGCGAACCGACUCCCCUCAACCAGGUGUACAACUACGGAUCACUGGUGGACCGCUGGUUUGCCGUUUACGACAAGUAUUACCGUUCCCCCCGCACGUUGCCGCCGGCUCAGUUUGAACUGCAACGCUACCAAUCAGCAUGGGAUGAAGGUUCUCAUCUCGGCGCAGAAGCCCUCCCCAGCCAGGCUCCUACCCAUGCCGGGGGCUCGUUAGGUCUGGAAGAUCUCAAGCGUAUCGCUUUAGAAGGGGUCAGCGGUACCUUCGCUGGCUCUUCUGAUGGGGACCGCUCCGAAGGCGGAUACCGGCGCAUGCCGCUCGAAGGACGGGUCGACCUGAUGCGUCCGAAGCGUGAAUAUGUUGCGCAGGACGAGAUCGACGACCAGGCGCAGGGAAGCGGUCCUCCCCCUGUUAUCGUGGUAGAGGCUGCCACGCCCCCACAACCACCGCAAGGAUUUCGCUUCGAGACUCUGCCAACUCCGCAGCCUCACGAGCUUCCUCCUGCUCCUCAUCCGGGAUUUCGCUCUUUGGCUCCAUCGCCGUCACCGUCGCCAUCUCAAGGGACCCAACCUGCUGGUGACAACGAACAGCAUCAACAAGGCCAGCAAUAUCAUCUGAGCCAUGGCCACCGCCAUCACGGAUCCACCCCUUCUGAACCUUUCCUCGGGUUUCCUCAACAUUCUCACGAUCGUCACGUAGCUCCAGCACCUUCCCCUCUGUAUUUGCCUCCGUCCGAUUCUGACUCUUCCUUCGAUUCUCCUGUCCAGUAUUUCUCGCAACAGCAUCUUGGUAUCUCUUCGAGCUCUGCUCACCAACGGCGCCAUGCUGAAGCAGGCAACCGGCCCAUGUCCUCACAUCAUCUCCAUCACCGACAUGAUUUCCGCGUUUCACCUUCCGGCAGUCCUGGGCACCAUAGCCCAACUACGGGCCGUCGUCACUCUCCGCCACAGGCUCAAUACCACGAACUGCCUCCUCACAUGCAUGUCCAUGUCCAUACCCAAAAUCGCCAUCACCAAGAACCGCCUCGUCCGGCGUCGCCGCCGAAGGUACAAUGGAAUCCUGCGAUCGAGCCGCCUCCGAAUGACCCUCCUUUGCAGUCUGCCUUCCCAACCGAAACGUUUUUCACCAACGCAUGGGAUCAAGCCAAGGCUCACGACGCACAAGGAGUGGGUGCACCUCCUGACCACUUGUUCCAAGCUCCGCCCCCAGCGCCUAUUCCUCACGACUUGAUUCAGCAGGGCCACUACCGCAAUGUCACAGGCGACGGUGGCGGUCACGAUCCUGUCCCUGAUCGGUCGCAUGUCAAACACGUCUUCCCUUGGGAGGACAAACCGCGCCCCAUGCCGGCUCGCGUGUUCCCCAAGGCCGACGAACUACCGCCAGACGCGCAAUAUUUCUCGAGUUCGCCGAAUCUUUCGCCAUCUAUAAGCAGCCCGCGCACCCGUGCGGUGCGCACGCCUUCAGGCUCUGUCGCUCAUCUGCUCUCCCCGCCCGGCAGCUUCCCACAAAGGAUCGGCUACGCUAAUGCCUGGGACUCUGUGCCCAGUAUACAGAAGUAUGCUUCCAGGCUGGCGCAACCCCCGCUCCCUGCGCGAGCCGCUGGCUCGAGCACCGGCAAGCUCAUGAGCUGGGACGAACGAACUGAGGCCGGAAGCCGGGAUGCCGAUGAUGAAGACGAAGGCGACGAUGAACAAUCCGAUGACGGCGGUCAGGACCCUUCGGACGGGGAGGAAAGCGGCGAUGACCCUGCCAAAGGACGCCUGCGUCGCUCUGGCGAUUCGACUCCGGUCAGAACAGGGACAGGUUCUCCGAACUUUUUGGUGAGUCGAUCGAAAUAUCGUUCUCGCGGGGUCCAGACAGACCCCGUUGAGACACGAAGUCAGGCAGUGCAGGUUUCAUCGCUCGAGGCGCAGAUCUCGCCGCACGAGCAUGAUGCACGUCUGAUCAGGGAAAGGCGCAUAUCGAAGGGUCGUGCGGAGCUAGCUCCAAGUCGUCUGCCGCCACCGGCAAGUCCCAAGCUGGCGGGCAUUCAACAGCACCGUCGCGUAUCGCCUCUAAAGAUGCAGAUGCCUUUCAGAAGAGCAUCGCCAAGCGGCGGCUCUCCGACGAUCUCUUCGCCGGCGGUUACUCAUCCUGCGGCGCGUCCACAGGUCUACAACCAGACGCCUAUGGAGACGCCUGAGUUCUCUUCGCCGCCUAUGGCGAUGGUGCGCACGCCGUCGGCGUCCUCCUCCUCGCAAGGCCCGAUAUCGCCAGCGGAAGGUCAGCCGAUCUCUGGGGUCGCCUCGAUGCCUGCUCGCAAGCCCACCGGGCGAGUUUGGGAUCCGGCACGCGGGGUGGACGUUUUCAAACGAGGUUCUGAAGAGGUGUUGGCAAGGUUCUUGCGCAUGGGUGGCUGGGAAGAGGAUGCUCAGGCUCGUGGCCAAGAUCGAGUUUCACGUUAGACCAGAUAACUAGACGUCGUUUUCAUCGGCCUUCCCCUACGUUCGUUCUGUCAGUUUUUGGACCAGUUCUCGUCUCCGUGCCGUCUGCGUUACCCUUCUCGCAAUUUCCAGAUACCCGUGCCUCUCACCAAUGUCGCUUCGUAUGCAGAAAUGAGUCGGUCUCGCAAUACCAUGCCAAUGUUGUUAUCCAUCGAGAGAACGACUUGACGUCACUGGCUCGCCAUAAAUGUCUGUACAGCCACUUCGCCAUGACGGGGUUGGAUGGAUGCACCGAACAUGACAUCAUGCGCGCUCCACCGUUUGCUAUGGGAUCGUCCGUAUAAAGAUGCACGACGCGUUACCGGGGCUCCCUCAGAUACACCCGCUUUCGAUCAGUCUGACACGAUCGUUACGCCACCGUAAUCAUGUCCAACGAACAAUACCAGACCACCGCCGCUGUGGCGGAGGUUGAGGCAUCCACCGACAAGUUGGCGAAGCAAGUCGACCAGAACGCGUCGAUCGCCCAAGAGGUUGCAUCCGAGGCAGCAUCGACCGCGCAGAGCAAGGGCUCCAGUUUGACCGGAGACGUGUCUGUCUCGCAACAGCUCGGCGAGAAGAUGAACGCCGCUGCGGCCGAAGGCCAGGCGAAUGUCGAGUCUGCCAAGGCGACCGGUGCCAGUUACGUUGAUCAGGCAAAGGGCCUGGCUAGCAGCGCAAUCGCGUCUGCUACCGCAACUGCGAACUCCAUGCUCGGCACCGUACAAUCAACAAUACAGCCGCACGUCGAAACAGCGAAAGCGACUGCUCAGCCUCACAUCGAGCGGGCUACCGCCGCCGUUCAACCCUAUGUAGAACGAGCCGUUGCUGCUGCCCAGCCUCACAUCGAGACCGCGCAACAAUAUACCGGUCUUGCAUCCGCUGCUGAUGGCACCGCGGCAGGACCACCGUCAACCGGCAUUCCAUCGACAACGGCGCCUCUGGAGGCAGGCUCGCAUACAGUAGAUAGUCCUUAUCCUAACACAGCGACUACGGAGGGUGCACCGAAGACAUACUGCGCAUGCACGAUAGCAUCUGUGUCUCCCUCUACGGAGUGCAGGCAUCUCUGCCUUGUUUCUGUCCCCAGUCCAAAGCCUGUCGCAAUGGAAAAUUUUAUCAACAUUGCCAAGCAGGGUUACGAGGCAUACCAAGAAUCUCAAGGAAACGUGAGCCAGACAGGUGGCCAGCAAUACAACACUCCCAACAAUCAGCAGCAAGUCGUCAACGACGUGCACAGUAGUAGUAGGUCGACGCCUUGGAAUAUGAAUCCGGCGAUAAGUAACGGGCGUUUGGUAGUUGACGGCGAGGAGGCCGUCCGCAGCGCGUCUUCUCAUGGCUCUGGUGAUAGUGGCCUUUUCUCCCAAGCGUUGAGUUUUAUCGGUCAGAACAAGCAAGAGCAUACCCAACCGAUCGACGAGCAACACGUACAGAACGCUCACGUAGAGGCAUAUCAAAACAACAACGCCUCCAGCCUCAGUGCGGGCUCACUGGGUAGCGCCGCGGCGCUGCAGGUACUCAAGCAGUUCACCUCCGGAAGCAGCACCUCAGGAGGCGGAGGCAACAUGCAAACGAAGAUGAUAAGCAUGGCUAUGGCAGAGGCCAGCAAGCUCUUCGACAGCGCUGGCGGUGCGUCCUCAGGUGGCAAGCAGGAUGCAGUCAAUUCGGCAGCCAUGACCGUUAUGAAGCUCAUGGUCCAAUCCAAAUUCAGCUCCGUGAGUGGCGCUGGUAAUAGCGGCGGUCUCGGUAGUUUGAUGGGCAUGGCGAUGAAGCUGGUGUGAAGCACAAUGGUCCUUCUUGGCAGCCAUUGAUGUUGGAAGUGAUGGGCAAUCCUUGACAUUGUAGCUCAUGAUAUGUAGUCCAACGAUACAGCCUGACUGACGAAACAUCGAGUAUCGAUACACAAGGAUUACAAAGAACAGUAACACGAGAGCAAAACUAUAGCAAGACAGCAGCUGGUGGUUCUUGAACGGAUGGAAAACAUAUAUACGAAAAUAUCAAUAUGAAUAUGUGGAACGGACGACGGCCCGGGAAGCGAGCGACAUUGGUACCGAAGGACACGGAGACUCAUGACAAGGAAGACAUCGAGUGGGUACACAGCUGUGAAUUCAGGGAUGACCAUG
Messenger RNA from Punctularia strigosozonata HHB-11173 SS5, 5358 nucleotides. RefSeq lists its product as uncharacterized. The record is from RefSeq and is a predicted model, not a curated record. Gene Ontology annotation, cellular component: cytoplasm. The transcript has 14 exons. NCBI's taxonomy places the organism in Eukaryota, Fungi, Basidiomycota, Agaricomycetes, Corticiales, Punctulariaceae. Gene Ontology annotation, molecular function: glycosyltransferase activity. The coding region runs from base 47 to 3223 and encodes 1058 amino acids.